Messenger RNA from Aspergillus pseudotamarii, 1082 nucleotides. Its product is annotated as nascent polypeptide-associated complex subunit family protein. NCBI's taxonomy places the organism in Eukaryota, Fungi, Ascomycota, Eurotiomycetes, Eurotiales, Aspergillaceae. The transcript has 4 exons. The record is from RefSeq and is a predicted model, not a curated record. Bases 283 to 750 code for a protein of 155 amino acids. Gene Ontology annotation, cellular component: cytosol; nascent polypeptide-associated complex.
AGAAAGAAGAGGGAAAGGUCGAGUAGGUAACAGCCACAAUCAGCGUUACCCCCCCCUCCCCACACAAACCAACCAACUUUCACCUCAUCAUCUCAUCAGCCACACUACGACAUUCUCUCUCGAUCACGGUGACUCUCACAACCGUUCACUGACUAACUAUCUUCCCCUUCUUUUGGUACGUGGAAUCCUUUUCUCCCCUUUGUACUCUCUGCAACCGUUCACCCUGUCAUUCGUCUUCCCUAACCGGUUCAAGGAACAUCUUCUCAACGCACAAUCAUCAUCAUGGAUCAGGCAAAGUUGGCUCGCAUGCAGGCUAGCGUGCGGAUUGGAGGCAAGGGCACUCCCCGCCGCAAGGUCAAGAAGGUCCACAAGUCCUCCGGCGCCGACGACAAGAAGCUCCAGGCUACCCUGAAGAAGAUGAACGUCCAGCCCAUCCAGGCCAUCGAGGAGGUCAACAUGUUCAAGGAAGACGGAAACGUCAUCCACUUCGGUGCUCCCAAGGUCCACGCCUCCGUCCCCUCCAACACCUUCGCUCUCUACGGUAACGGCGAAGAGAAGGAACUCACCGAGCUCGUCCCCGGUAUCCUGAACCAGCUUGGCCCCGACAGCCUCGCCUCCCUCCGCAAGCUCGCCGAGAGCUACCAGAACAUGCAGAAGAACCAGGCCGGUGCUGAGGGCAAGAAGGAUGAUGAUGAGGAUGAUAUCCCUGAUCUGGUUGAGGGCGAGAACUUCGAGAGCAAUGUCGAGUAAAUUCAUUACCCAUAUCAUAUCAUAUCAUGAGUUUUAAUUGAUUGAUAUAAAAAAUGUGAACAAAGACAUUAAAAAAGGGUUGUCAUCAUCUUUGUUUCUUCUCUUCUCUUCUCUUCUCUUUUCUUUCUUCACUAACUCUCACACUUCGCUUUUCGCUUUUCGCUCUUCGCUUUAAUGCUUUCUUGUUAUUCUUGAGGACUCUACUAUUCCGGUUCCUUUUGGUUCUUUGGAAUUGGGUUUUAGGGAUGGCAUUUAGGGGUUAUUGUGUUUUUGGGUUUGAGGAUUGCGAAAUGGUGCAAUGGGUGAAGAUGAUAGGAGGGGUCUUGUCUACA